GGCAGCAUUCCGGGUGGAGAGUGUGAGAGAAAGAGAAAGACAGGGGAGAUUUGGAGGCCGAGGACUGUAUAUUUACGGCGAGAAAACACGAGCUGUAUGUCCAGACCAGCCGCGACGUUUAGGCAGGAUAUGGGCACUCCAGGGCACAUCCCAGGACAAGACAUGGAUCUGUAAGCUAGUCCUCUCCAUCCGUCUCCAUUUGCUGCCUUGCCUGCUGCUCGCCUAAACCGCCUCUUCUGCCCCGGCUAUAGCGGUUUGGCUCAGACUCCCUCUAAGUAAAGAAGAGGAAAAAAAAAAAACCCAAGUGGGAGGGUGUAGUAAACUUUCCCCAGCUGCUGUCCAGACACACACAUGCUGCAUUGCUGCCAUUCCCCAAGCCCUGCUCCAUCCAUCCCUAGGGCACGGCCACUAGCUUGCUAGCAAGCUAGCACUUGGCACAUAAAGAAGGCCUGUGCUCGGGUAUAUAAAAAAAAAAAAAAUACAAGCACUGUGUGCACUUGCCUCUUUCUUUUUUUUUCCUCCCUUUUCCGGGUCAACCAGCCACAUACUCACCCAGUGGGACUCCUUUUGUUUAGCUGUCAUUCCCGCUGCUUUGAGCAGUGGAGGAUUGCUAGUAGACAGCCAGCCAGUCAGUCAUUCAGCGAGGCAGACUGAGGAAGCCGGGGGGAGUUGUUUAUCAGUGGCCAGGAUGAUGGAGCCCAGCAUGGAGAACUGCCUGGCCCAGGUCCUGCAGAAGGACGUGGGCCGACGGCUGCAGGUUGGACAGGAGAUCAUCGAUUACAUUUUGGACAAGGAGAAGUCUCACGACCUGGAGCAGGAUCAGACAGCACUGGACAAGAUGGUCGACGGCAUCGCCAGCUCGUGGGUCAACUCCAGCAACUUUAAGGUGGCUCUGCUCGGCUUGGACCUCUUAUCUGCCUUAGUGACAAGGUUACAGGAGCGAUUCAGGGCCCAGGUGGGAACAGUUCUGCCCAGCCUUAUUGAUCGUCUGGGAGAUGCCAAAGACCAAGUCCGAGACCAAGACCAAACACUGCUGCUCAAGAUCAUGGAACAAGCCGCCACCCCACAGUAUGUAUGGGACAGGAUGCUGGGAGGCUUUAAACAUAAGAACAACAGGACCAGAGAAGGAGUGUGCCUUUGCCUCAUUGCCACACUGAACACAUAUGGAGCUCAAGGCCUGACCCUCAGUAAAAUAGUUCCCCACAUAUGUAACCUGUUGGGGGACCCCACCAGUCAGGUACGUGAUGGAGCUAUGAGCUGCUUGGUGGAGAUCUACAGACAUGUGGGUGAGAGGGUGAGGAUGGAUCUCAGCAAAAAAGGCCUGCCACAGUCACGGUUGAAUGUAAUCUUCAAUAAAUUCGAUGAAGUCCAAAGAUCCGGGAACAUGAUCUCAUCCUCUGGCUCAGAUAAGAACUUUGAGGAUGAGGACUCCGUGGAUGGAGGCCGGUCCUCUUCCUCAUCAUCCUCAAAAGCUCCCCCCAGUGGCAGGAGGACCAUAAUGAGCUCUGUUAGAAGACCCAGCUCGGCCACCAUCGCUAAGACCACAGGUAAAGAAGCAGGAGCUGGUGCUGUUGAUGAAGAGGAUUUCAUCAAAGCCUUUGAAGAUGUGCCCUCAGUUCAGUUCUAUUCUAACAGAGAGCUAGAGGACCAGCUGACCAAGAUCAGAGAAGUGCUGUCUGAUGACAAACAUGACUGGGAGCACCGAGUGGUGGCUCUGAAGAAGGUCCGCUCGCUCAUGUUGGCCGGGGCCGCCGAAUACGAGGGUUUCUCUCAGCAGCUGCGUCUCCUGGAGGCACCUCUCAAACUGUCGGCGAAAGACCUGCGCUCCCAGGUGGUCCGCGAGGCCUGCAUCACGCUGGGACAUUUGUCGUCGAUUCUGGGUAACAAGUUUGACCAUGGAGCGGAGAGCGUGAUGCCCACUCUGCUGAACCUUGUGCCCAACAGUGCCAAAGUCAUGGCCACGUCCGGGAUGGCCGCCAUCCGCCUCAUCCUCAGGCACACACACUACCCACGCCUCAUCCCCAUCAUCACCAGUAACUGCACCUCCAAAUCAGUAGCAGUAAGACGGCGCUGUUAUGAGUUCCUAGACCUCAUGUUACAAGAGUGGCACACUAAUACACUGGAAAGACACGUGGCUGUCCUGACUGAGACCAUCAAGAAAGGCAUACACGAUGCUGACUCUGAGGCCAGAUCCAUCGCGAGAAAGUGCUAUUGGGGUUUCCAUGGUCACUACAGUCGAGAGGCAGAGCACCUGUUCCAGGCGCUGGAGUCCACCUAUCAGAAGGCCCUCCAGUCUCACCUGAAGAGCUCCGACAGCAUUGUGUCUCUACCCCAGUCUGACCGCUCGUCAUCGUCUUCCCAGGAGAGUCUCAACCGACCAUUAUCUGUGAAGAGUGUCAUUGGAGGGAGCAUCACAAGGAGUAAGCUGGUGAGCACCAGGGUGCCUAGUACGCCGGGUUCUCUCCAGCGUUCCCGUAGCGACAUUGAUGUAAACGCCGCCUCUAACGCCAAGUCACGUCUGUCCACCGUCCCCGCCUCCUCACCGUUCAGCUCCGCAGCUGCCCUUCCCCCGGGGUCCUACGCCUCAUUAGGUCGCGUUCGUACGAGGAGACAAAGCUCCGGCAGCGUGGGCGGAGCCACUACUUCAGUGGUGGACAGCAGGGGGCGCAGCCGAGCCAAAGUGGUCUCCCAGUCCCAGCCCGGCAGUCGCUCCAGCUCCCCAGGCAAGCUGCUCGGCCACAGCAGCUAUGGCCGGAUCCCCCGAGCCAUGGUGUCGGCCUCCACCACGCCAGCUGACAAGCGCAGCAGGAUCCCUCGCAGCCAGGGCUGCAGCCGAGAGACGAGUCCCAGCCGACUGGGUCUCGCCAGCCUGUGUGGUAAAGCUCUUCUUCCUGCUGCUCUUCCCUACCGCACGCUAGCCCGGAGCCGCAUUCCCCGUCCCAGCAUGAGUCAAGGUUGCAGUCGCGACACCAGUCGCGAGAGCAGCCGCGACACCAGCCCUGCUCGGGGCUUCGCUCCUCUGGACCGAUACGGUUUGAUCCAUCAAGCGAGAAUCUCUGCAUCAGUCAAUGCCAUGAGGGUCCUUAAUACUGGCACCGAGGUGGAGGCGGCAGUUGCAGACGCUUUGCUGUUAGGAGACUCCAGGAAUAAGAGGAAGCCACUGAGGCGGAGGUACGAAUCACCUGGGAUGUACUCUGAUGAUGAUGCCAACAGUGAUGCAUCCAGCGCCUGCUCGGAGCGCUCGUACGGUUCACGAAACGGAGGCAUACCUCAUUACCUGCGCCAGACAGAGGACGUCGCGGAGGUCCUCAACCACUGUGCCAGCUCCAACUGGUCAGAGAGGAAGGAGGGCCUGCUGGGCCUGCAGAAUCUCCUCAAGAGCCAAAGAAUACUGAGCCGAGUGGAGUUGAAGAGGCUUUGUGAGAUCUUCACAAGGAUGUUUGCAGACCCACAUAGCAAGAGAGUGUUCAGCAUGUUCCUGGAGACUCUUGUGGACUUCAUCACCGUACACAGGGAGGACCUGCAGGACUGGCUCUUUGUCCUGCUCACUCAGCUGCUGAAGAAAAUGGGGGCAGACCUGCUCGGCUCCGUCCAGGCCAAAGUCCAAAAGGCCCUGGAUGUUACAAGGGAGUCUUUCCCAUUUGACCAACAGUUCAACAUUCUAAUGAGGUUCAUCGUUGAUCAGACUCAGACACCAAACCUCAAGGUAAAGGUGGCCAUUUUAAAGUACAUCGAGUCCCUGGCCCGACAGAUGGACCCGACGGACUUUGUCAACUCCAGUGAGACACGUUUGGCUGUAUCUCGCAUCAUCACCUGGACUACUGAGCCCAAAAGCUCCGAUGUCAGGAAGACCCUUCAUAACUGGGUGAGCGAGGAGCUAGCUGGCAGGUCCAGCACUGCAGCCUUACUGUCCACUGAGGGCAACCAGGAAGAAAGGUGUAAGCAGGCAGCCCAGGUGGUGCUGAUCGCCUUGUUUGAGCUCAACACCCCAGAGUUUACCAUGCUGCUGGGAGCCCUGCCCAAAACGUUCCAGGACGGAGCCACCAAACUGCUGCACAACCACCUGAAGAACUCCAGCAAUACCAGCAGCAGUGUGGGGUCUCCGAGCAACACCAUUGGACGGACGCCUCCACGCCACACCCCCAGCAGAACCAGCCCCCUCACCUCUCCAACAAAUUGUUCCCAUGGAGGACUGUCGCCAAGUAUGAUGGAGUAUGACACAGAGAACAUGAACUCGGAAGAGAUAUACAGCUCGCUCCGUGGUGUCACCGAGGCCAUUCAGAGCUUCAGCUACCGGAGCCAGGAGGACCUGAACGAGCCAAUCAGACGGGAGGGCAAGAGGGACGACGCAGCUGGGAGAGAAGGAGUAGCAUCGUCCCCUGGCUCCGAUGCUCGCUUGGGCUUGGACAUGGUCGAAGGAGGUCGCACUGCCUUGGACAACAAAACCUCACUACUCAACACACCGUCGCCACGCUCUUUCUCUGGGCCACGGAGCCGUGAGUUUGCCCCGUACGGCUACGGUGAUACCAUCUGUACCUACGAUAAGAGCGCCCUGAAGGAGGCCGUCUUCGACGACGACGUGGAGCAGUUCCGCGACUGCCGGCGUCAGGAGAGUGGUGAAAACAAGAUGACGCUCCCCAAGGUCUUUGCUCCUGUCGGUCAGGACCACUCCGACCUUGUAGCCGACCUGCUUAAGGAAUUGUCCAAUCACAACGAGCGCUCAGAGGAGCGUAAAGGUGCCCUGGUGGAGCUGCUGAAGAUCACACGAGAAGACAGCCUGGCUGUGUGGGACGAACACUUUAAAACCAUCCUCCUCCUCCUGCUGGAGACACUGGGAGAUAAAGAUCACACCAUCCGAGCCCUGGCUCUGCGUGUGCUGAAAGAAAUCCUGAGGAAUCAGCCAGCCCGCUUCAAAAACUACGCUGAGCUGACCAUCAUGAAGACUCUGGAGGCUCACAAGGACUCUCACAAGGAGGUGGUGCGUGCGGCCGAGGAGGCGGCGUCCACCCUGGCUGGUUCUAUCCACCCGGAGCAGUGCAUCAAGGUGCUGUGCCCUAUUGUACAGACAGCCGACUACCCCAUCAACCUGGCCGCCAUCAAGAUGCAAACCAAAGUCAUUGAACGCAUCGCCAAGGACUCACUACUGCAGCUGCUGCCUGACAUCAUCCCCGGACUCCUGCAGGGCUAUGACAACACAGAGAGCAGCGUUCGCAAGGCCAGCGUGUUCUGUUUAGUGGCUAUCUACUCUGUGAUUGGCGAGGAGCUCAAACCCCACCUGGCACAACUCACGGGCAGCAAGAUGAAGCUGCUGAACCUGUACAUCAAACGGGCCCAAACGACCAACAGCAAUAGCAGCAGUUCCUCCGAUGUCUCCUCUCACAGUUAAUGGAGCGAGGUUUCUUGUGGAAACCGCGUGGAGUGGAUGGCGUUGUAGGAUUUCCAGGGCAUAGCCUGCUCGCUCUUCUUUCAGACUUCUCUGUCUUCUGAGCUUCCCCUCCUCCUCAUCGUAACUCGAUCCCCACAGCGCUUUUCUCUUGUUUCGAGGGGAUCCCGUCAACCUGUUUGCCGUUUACUUCCUUCCUCCUCCGCCCCACCCCUGCUCUCAAAACUUGCGAAUGUAACUGUGGAUUGGUUUUUAGACGGGUGGGGAGGGAAUCAACACCUUUAGAGUUUUUUUUUUUUGGGAUUAAGUAAAAUGCACUUUCUCUUCCUCCGUGGCUCCCACAAACUCCACGCCGCCUUCUGUCGAUGAAAACUUCUGUUUCUCCGUGAGCCCUUGGAUUUAGUAGCCUAACGAGUUCAUACAAUAAGACCACACAUUUUUUUCCCAUCAGAGUAGAGAAAUGCACCAGAGGAAUUUCUGUCAAAUCAACCACACUUUGGGAUGAGGUGUCAUUUGGCUGGCCCAAUGAUGGUGAUAAAGCUAUAGGUUUUAGGAUGAAUUUUUUUGUUUGGUGAGCAUGAAAACCAAACACUGCAAGAAAAAAAGAAGAGUGCAAGGGAACAAUGUGACAUUAAAAAGAAAGAACUGUACGGGCAGAUUUAGUUCGUGUUUUAAGUUGAUGGUUCGUGAUCAGGGCUCAUCGAUUGUAGUCUUUGUUUUAUGCUCAUUUGUAAUUAAGAGUGGCUUAAUACAUUCAGUCCCCCUUUUCACAGAAAUUAAUAUUAUUCUCAACAAGGUACCACGUUGCUAAAACACAACUUUUCAGCUACAGGUCUGACAAUCCUUCAAAUGUUGUGCGUAUCCUUAUUUUGCGGUACAGGAGAUGAAAUUGCUGUUAAACUGCACAAUUGAACAUGACUGAAUUUACAAUCAGUAGAGAGGGAGAGUAGGAGUUCAGCCCGGAAAAAAAGUUGCCUGUAUUUUUUCACACCGAACUUUCUGCAUCAAGUGCGAAAAACAAAGCUUUUCGUUUAACGUGCUCUCACAGACAGAUGACGCCUUUCUUUACUUUUUUUUUUUUUUUUUUUUUGCGCCGUGGCACCUGAACCUACAAGGCUGACUCCGUCUGAAGAGGAAGCCCUUUGUAAAUACGACACAUUUUCCCUGUUUGGAGGAGUUGGGAGAGAGACCAGUGAUCCAAGACAGUGAAAAAGACAUUACCAGGCCUUAUUCACUUUACACACGCUAAUGUUUGUAGACUGGGACUGUGGAGAGUGGAUGGGAUGUACAGCACUGUAACUCUUGGCUCUCAAAAAAAAAAAUGUGAAUCUGCAGGAAACCAGACCCUGGCAGCGUUUUUUUUUUUUUUUUUGAUGAUGAAGCAAACAGUAUUAGUUGUUUCCUCUGAUCUCCUUCAGUUUCCCCCCACGUAUCCUCAGCUUCUGCAAUAACCGUAAAUCCACAAAUAAAGGUAUUUUGUACAUACACUUUUUGACCACUGCUUCGCAAAGUUUUACAGAAUGUUAAAGAAAAAAAAGAAAAGAAAAGUGAACAGGCUGAUUAUCUGAUUAACCUUUUUGCACGUUAGCAGAAUAGCUUGCAUGUAAUCUGCAGGCCCUGUCAACGCCGUGCUGUUUUUUUUUUUUUCGAAGGGGCCCCGGGUGUUUUUUGGAAAGUGUUAAAAGUGCACUUGUAACAUCAUCAGAUUACUCGUCUCUGAUUCAGUGUUUCGGAGGAGGUAGUCACAUUAACCAUGUUGCUCAUGUGUAAAAGGUACGAAAAAAGAAAAACCGUGUGUCUGGUGUGGUUCACCUGGCAAAAGCACUCAGGCAGGGUACUGAGAAAUCCGACCUCUGGGCGCGACUGUGACGUUUGAAUUUCAGCGUUUGAGGAAAUCAAAAGGCUUUAAAAAGUCCCAUUCCUGCUGUGAGACACUACACAGAUCCCUGAUUGGAAAGAGUUUCCCCAUUUGAUCAGAAUUUUAUUAUAGGAUAUGAUUUUGGUUUAUUAUGGUACAGUGGAUCUACUGUAGAAGAGAAUCAGACUCUUAUUUCUGUUAUUUGCCAACCUCUGGCAAAUCAGUGUUGAUAAUAAUGAUGAGGAAUUAUCUGCGUUGCUUGAUUUCACUUUGGGGACUCGCUCUUUUAGUUAGGUGGUGUUUUCAUCCAGGGGAUCCAGUGAGAACGAGUCAGUUCUGGUUAUUUAAGUAUUUAAGUGAAUGAAUGUACAGAAUUUGCAUAUGUUAUAAUUAGCUUUUUAAGUAUUGGUACUGAAAAUGAAUUCAACCUGCCGCCCUGCGCUCUCUCUGUGUAAUAUGCCUCUCUGCACUCUGCCUGAUGUUCACCCAAAUCCCUUCAACAAGUUUCAGAGCAUCCAUCGGCCGAGUCUCGUUUUUUAACCAGGCUCCUCCCAGUUAAAGCAAAUCUAUAGUUGGCGUAAAGAAGAACGUUGACCGGUCACCAAACCAGCCAUCACUAGCUUCUCUCAUCACGUCGCUGGUCCCCAGAAACAGAAAGAUGAGAUGGUAUUCCUUUCAAACUGUUCACUAUGCAUGUUCUGCAGUACACUGUCCUUCUUUUGUCUCAGUCGGUCAUGUAAUAUUCAUACCUGUAUUUAUAUAUUUUAUUUGAUCUUAUUUUAUUCUCAUGAUAAACUGUACAGAAGGUUUUUGUUUUGUUAAAAUCCACCUGUGAUAGAUUUGCAACGAUGUAAAGAAACUGUUUGCUCUAGAAAUAAACAGAC
Messenger RNA from Toxotes jaculatrix (banded archerfish), 8125 nucleotides. RefSeq names its product cytoplasmic linker associated protein 1a (gene clasp1a). The transcript has 41 exons. Gene Ontology annotation, molecular function: kinetochore binding; microtubule binding. Gene Ontology annotation, biological process: mitotic spindle assembly. The record is from RefSeq and is a predicted model, not a curated record. Lineage: Eukaryota; Metazoa; Chordata; Actinopteri; Toxotidae. Bases 689 to 5386 code for a protein of 1565 amino acids. Gene Ontology annotation, cellular component: microtubule organizing center; mitotic spindle; cytoplasmic microtubule.